Molecule: messenger RNA, 2265 nt
Organism: Solenopsis invicta (red fire ant)
Lineage: Eukaryota; Metazoa; Arthropoda; Insecta; Hymenoptera; Formicidae
Product: UDP-glucosyltransferase 2-like
Exons: 6
Coding region: 552-2114 (520 amino acids)
Molecular function (GO): UDP-glycosyltransferase activity
Source: RefSeq, a predicted model, not a curated record
AGAACCUCAUUCCGUAUAUGCAAUACCUGUUUCAAAAAACACAUUCAGAAAUAUAGACAUUUCUAUAGCGUUCUAAAGUAAAUUUGCGGUAGUGAUUGUAAUCCUUAAAAAUUAGUACGCAGCUUAUAAAAAAAAAGCAACGAAAGAAACAUACGGAUUAACUUUCUUGCUUGUCAUUCACUUGACAUCGACAUGACAAAUACAAAUAGCGAUUAAAUGCUUUUUUACCAUUAGAUUAUCCGCAAAGCUGAUUAUUAUUCAAAACACUAGUAACAUAUACGUAUGAAUUCAAGCGUAUCUAUAGCAUUAUCAUCUACAAUAUAUUGCACUUAUUAUAAAUGCAUUCAUUUUAUGUUUCUACAAUGAGUUAUGUGUUAUAUAUGUAUGCUAUGCAGACAUCUAAAAUCGCCAGUCUGUAAUCGUAUGCAAUUACGUGGCAACAGGAUAUAAUAUCGAAAGGGUGCGUUUAUUUAAUUAAAAUUAAUGUUAAUUAGAGACUAACUCGAAAUUUAAAUACUAAAACGAGUAAAAGACAAAUUUAAAAAUAAAAAAUGCGAGUGUUAUCAGUCAUUUUUCUUUGGUUGUACUAUCUGUCAGUUUGUAAUGGAUAUCGUUUGCUCGGAAUAUUUCCCUUACAAAGCAAGAGUCAUUUUAGCAUGUUCGAACAACUGAUGAAGGGCCUGGCCAGGAAGGGCCAUCAGGUCGACAUAGUCAGCAGUUUUCCAUUGGAGAAGUCUUAUCCAAAUUACACUGAUCUCGUGACACUACCAAUAACUAGAGAGGUGGUGAACAAACUUUCCUAUGCUGAAAUGAAGAACUUUACUAUGAAUCCGACAUACGUUAGUGGGACAGUAGGAAAUGAAGUUUGCGAACAUUUAGGAAACACGAAAAUAAAAGAGCUAGCGCAACCAAAGUAUCCGUCUUACGACGCAGUUAUAAUGGAGGUUUUUGCUGCGCAAUGUUUCAGUAUCAUCGCUUACUUAUUGAAAAUUCCUAUGAUCGGAGUUAGCACUACAGGAACGCUGUACCCGUGGCUACCUCAUAUAAUCGGUCAACCUGAAAAUCUAGCCUUCGUGUCGAAUAAUAUUUUAGGUUUCACCACCCCUAUGAAUUUCUGGCAACGACUAUGUAACGUCUUGCGCACAUUCUACGACAAAUGGUUUUUUGAUUACUUGACGACACGGGUGCAAGACAGGUUGAUAAGAGAGAACUUCGGACAGGACAUGCCGAGUGUACGGGAAUUGGAGAGGAAGCUGUCGCUGAUCCUCAGUAAUUCUCACAUCACGCUAGAUGGGAUACAGCCGAAGACACCUGCCGUGGUGGACGUGGGAGGGCUCCAUAUCCAUGCUGAAAAUCAAACGUCGCAACUCGAACUAAAGAAAUGGAUGGACGACAGUAAAGAUGGUUUUAUAUAUUUCACGUUUGGCUCGAUGGUGACGAUAGAGACGUUUCCACACGAGUUUUUAAGGAUCCUUUACGCCUCCUUAGGCAAAAUUGCACCAGUGCGGGUUUUAAUGAAGGUAACAGCUCCGGAGAAACUGCCACCCGGUUUGCCCGAAAAUAUCCAUAUAUCUCCUUGGAUGCCGCAGCUCAUGGUAUUGAAACAUUCUAAUAUAAAAGCCUUUAUCACUCAUGGCGGAUUGAUGAGCACGCAAGAAGCGAUAUCAUGCGGUGUCCCUAUGAUCGGUAUACCGCUUUUCCUCGAUCAAUUUACGAAUAUCAAUGCCUACGUUGUCAAAAACAUUACUAUACGACUGGACAUUAAUGAGAUUACCGAAAGAAGCAUGGAUGCAGCCUUAAAUGUAAUAUUACAAAACCUUCUGUACAGGGAAUCUGCGCAGAAUCUAUCCCGACGAUUCCUCGAUCGACCAAUAAAUGCUAUUGACACAGCUACUUAUUGGAUCGAGUACGUCAUCAAAUACGGUGAAAAUUCUUUGCGAUCGCCUGCGAUGGAUAUGACCUGGUGGCAAUUGUCUCUCGUCGAUGUCAUAGGAUUUCUUCUCUUUUGCGCAACAAUCAUUAUUACUGUAAUAGUAUUCAUUAUGCAAUUCAUAUUGAAAUUGAAGCACAAAGAUAUUAAUACGUUAUAUUCAAAAAAGUUUAAAGCUCAUUAAUUAUUAAGUAUAGAUAAAUAAUUCAGUGCGUUUUGUUUCAUAUUUAUAUCUUUGCACAAACAUUUAUCGAAGAAAACAUAAUUAUAUAACUUUGUUAAUAAAAGUAUUGUGGAACCUAAAUAAAAGAGCAUCGUGUUUUUCUAAAUGCAUA